Colletotrichum phormii is the source of this 1227-nucleotide messenger RNA. RefSeq lists its product as uncharacterized. Lineage: Eukaryota; Fungi; Ascomycota; Sordariomycetes; Glomerellales; Glomerellaceae. Bases 1 to 1227 code for a protein of 408 amino acids. Gene Ontology annotation, molecular function: lyase activity. The record is from RefSeq and is a predicted model, not a curated record. The transcript has a single exon.
AUGGCCUCCGGAAAUUACACGAUGGACCUUGCGAAGUUCGCGGCUAGCCUCACCUCUAAAGCGCUGCCAAAGAGCCUAUACGGCUCUCUCCCGAUACUCGUACUCGACAUCGUCACCGCCAUGCUGACCGGCAUGGUCCAACCCGUCUACAAAUCGUCAACCGAGGCACUCACCUCUAUCCACGGCAACGGGGGACCCCAAUUAGUCGCAGCCAUCGACGGCACAGAAACCACAAUCUUCGGCGCAAUGUACCUCAACGGCAUCGCAGCCGGUGCAUUCCAAAUCGAGCACGUCGUUUUGAACGCGCACCCGUCCUCCUCCGUCCUGCCCGCUCUACUAGUCUACGCCUCCACCAGGAACACAACCACCACCGGCGAGGACUUCCUCACCGCCCUCGCCGCAGGCUACGAAGUCUGCGCGCGCAUCGGUCUCGCAUCAGGGGCCUCGGUACAAGACGAGCGCGGCUUUCACAACCCGGCCAUCAAUGGACAACUCGCCGCCGCGGCAGCGGUUGGCAACCUCCUCGGUUGGGACGCCGAGACCAUCGCGUCCGCCAUGGGUGUCGCGGCGUCGAGCUCGGGCGGGCUCGUGGCCUUCCAGACGACGGAUGCCAAGACGAAUCAGAUCCAUCCGGGCCACGGCAGACCUUUGGGAAUCGAGGCUGCGCUCAUGGCUCGCGCGGGCGUCACGGGACCGCCUGAUGUGUUGGAGAACGAGAUGGGGUUCCUGCACGCCUUCUCGCCGGAACCGAACGCUACCGCGCUCACGGAUCAGCUUGGUGAUCGUUGGGAUUGCGAGGCGACGACGGCGAAGCACUAUCCCAUGCACUCGAGAUUCCAAACGCUCGUUUCCAGCAUACAAGAUUAUAAAAAGAAGGAUCCCUGGGACAAGGAGGUGAAGGGGGUCACGGCCUACGCCGGUCCUCGUCUCUUGCGGGAAUCGCAUCAGAUCGCUCACCCCAAGACGCUGGAUCAAGCACAGUACAGCGUCUUGUUUUGCCUUGCCGCGGCGGUGCUGCUGGACUUGAGCAGUCCGUUUAUCUUCAACAAUACUCUAGUGGGGAAUGAAGCUGUGCAGAAGCUCUCAGGAGAAGUCAUCAUGGAGCAAGUUUAUGACGACGAGAGGACAGAGGGCGGAUAUGUCGUUGUGUCGUUUUCUGACGACAGCACUGUCAACAUCACCGCAACGUACAGCGGGUACACCGGGCUGUACGAAAAUCCUGAUUAA